UUAAUUAUAGCUACUGAUAGCAUAAUUAAAUACAACAAAAAUAUCUUACAUCUUUGAGGUGUCUAGUUUUCGGAACAGUUUGUGGAUUAUGGAAUAUUGGUAUUCCGACAGCUGGAGCGCGGAGGGGUUAGCCAGGCGGUAGGCGCAGAAUCGCGCAGCACUCGGAAUGUGCCCCCACACCCCUGCAACUGCUCGCGACCCUACUGCGUUUGCCCGGUCAAGCAGGGGUUGGAACGAAAAGGGGGCAUGAAAAUGGUUGCAACAUGGCGACGUACAAUUGUUCAUCGUUUAAUAGUGACGGGCAGUGGACGAAUAUGACGGAUAUAUUAGCGCUUCAAUAUUAUAAUGUAGGAAUUUAUUUUCGUGACGCGUGAAGUGUUGUUGUGACAAGGGAUAAUGGGGGGCGUCUAAGGAUAAGCAAAGAGGGUUGUUUGUAUUUGUGAGCCAUGCAGAAGGAACAUAAUCCCACAGUGGGCGAGCAUCACCAGUAUGUUGGGCCCUUCAGGCUCGAGAAGACCCUUGGCAAAGGGCAGACAGGGCUGGUGAAGCUAGGGGUCCACUGUGUAAUGGGCAGAAAGGUGGCAAUCAAAAUCAUUAACAGGGAAAAGUUAAGUGAAUCUGUUUUAAUGAAGGUUGAGAGAGAAAUAGCCAUAAUGAAGCUGAUUGACCACCCUCAUGUCUUAGGACUGUCUGAUGUGUAUGAGAACAAGAAAUACCUAUAUUUAGUACUGGAGCAUGUUUCUGGAGGUGAACUCUUUGACUACUUGGUGAAGAAAGGUCGUCUUACUCCAAAAGAAGCUCGACGGUUUUUCCGCCAGAUUAUAUCAGCUCUGGACUUCUGCCAUAGUCACUCAAUCUGUCAUAGAGAUCUGAAACCUGAGAAUCUGCUGCUUGAUGAGAAGAACAAUAUCAAGAUUGCUGAUUUUGGUAUGGCGUCAUUGCAGCCAGCUGGCAGCAUGCUUGAAACCAGCUGUGGCUCACCUCACUAUGCCUGUCCAGAAGUUAUCAGGGGAGAGAAAUAUGAUGGUCGUAAGGCUGAUGUAUGGUCAUGCGGUGUAAUUCUGUAUGCAUUACUGGUGGGUGCUCUCCCAUUUGAUGACGACAACUUGAGGCAGUUGCUGGAGAAGGUGAAACAUGGUGUGUUCCAUAUUCCACACUUUGUGCCACCAGACUGCCAGAAUCUUUUAAGAGGGAUGAUAGAAGUCAACCCUGAUAAGCGACUCUCGCUGGCAGACAUUAAUCGCCACCCGUGGGUGACAGCUGGUGGGAAGGGAGAGCUAGAAUUAGAACUUUCCAUGAUGGAAGUGGUUCAGACACACAUUAUUCCCUCCAUCGAUGCAAUGGAUCCAGAUGUACUCCAGGCCAUUUCCAGCCUUGGAUGCUUCAAGGAUCGUGACAAACUCAUUCAGGAAUUGCUCAGUCCAAACCAUAACACAGAGAAAGUUAUCUACUUCCUUCUAUUGGAGAGAAAGCGUCGCCGCCCAGCAUUCGAGGAUGACACAGAGGCAAUUGUCCGUGUUCGAUCAGAGUCCAGUGACCCACCGCGGAAAAGAAUUGACACAUGCAAAGUGAAUGGGACUGCUACAUAUCAAUUUGGUCAGAUCAGUGAGGGCUCUCCGCUUACACCACGCAGACAGCAGUUCAACAGUGGUUCCACAAGACAUCACAACCGGCGGUCACCCGGAAGUGGUAGUCAUCCUACGAAUUUACAGAAUUCCUCUGCCACUCCCAGCCCUCUGCAUACAACUUUCAACAAUGCUGCGUCGGCGACGCUUUCUGGUAUCUUAUCACCAGUGAGUCAGCGCACAGUUCCACAUCACCACCACCAUCACCACCGCCCAGCACACGGUUCCACUAAUGCUCAUUCAGCAUUGGCUCCACCUUCACCUCAUCAUCAGCGAGCCAAUAGUAGUGGAGGAACUACCAUUGAUAGCAACGACACUUCCACAGGUCUAAGUACUAGUAACAUUGCACCUUGUACCCCUCCAGGCUCGCCCCACACCAGUACGACAGGACAUCACUGGAGGUCAAGACUAACAACCAUCAAGAACAGCUUCCUUGGCUCUCCACGCUUUCACAGGAGGAAACUGCAAACUUCAUCAGAAGAGGUGCACCUCACACCUGAGUCCUCACCUGAGCUCACCAAAAAGUCUUGGUUUGGUAGCCUCAUGACAACGGAGAAGGAUGAAACCUUCACAAUUCUAGUCAAAGGAAAGCCUCUAGCAACAGUGAAAGCAGACCUUAUUCAUGCUUUCCUGUCAAUAGCAGAAUUGAGCCACAGCGUGUCAAGCCCCAUGUCUUUCCGAGUGGAGUACAAGAGGGGAUCAACGGCACCAGCCAUGUUUCAGAGACAAGUUCGCUUCCAGGUGGAUGUGUCAACCAUCACCAAGCAGGCUGGCGAGAGCCCCAAAGAAUACCUCUAUGCCAUCACCUUUACUCUACUUUCAGGUAACAUUCGUCGGUUCCGGCGUGUGUGCGAACACAUCCAGUCACAGGUGUGCAGUCGUCGCCCACCCCCGUCUCCUCGGGCAACCAGAAAAUUUACUACUGAACUUAGUGAGAGCUCUAGCUGUGGGUCAGACACUUCAGAGCGACUUUCCCCAUACCCAGGCACUAGACAGGUUGAAUCAGACAUAGAGAGUGACACGUCAGUGUUUGAUGUGAAAUCUCCAACACGUGAGAAUGGCAAUGGUGGGGGACGUCGUCGUAGUUGUACCAGUGCCAAUAAUAAUAAUACGGCAGCAGGAGGUACAUCGGCUGAGUGCAGCGUUGCUGGAACGCCUGCCAUCGCGACUGUCUCGUGUCCUACGUCGACAGAGACCAUGACUGCCACAGGAGCUGCUUCCUCCCCGCCAACCAUCAAGGCAGUCAGAUCCAACAGUGAGAGCAAAGGUUCUUCUAUCACUGCAUCACCCCACCAUAUUUGCACCUGUCCAGUUCACCUUACAUCAGCUGUGACAGUGGAAGCAGAAGGACUUCCAAAAUGUCAGCAUAUUAUUGAACCACGAUGCAGUGUACAGCCCAAGGAGACUCUGAGCUAUCUCUACCUGCUGCAGAUGUAUUCUGCUACGUAAUCGUAUGAAAUGUGUAAUGUGAGAUGGGAUUCUUAAACAGAGUACACAAAAUAAUACACAUUCUAUUUACAUGUUACUGCAGUGGCUGCCAAUAAAAACAGUUUCUUAAGAGGAAAAAAGUUAUUUAUAUUAAAAUUCUUGUGAUAUGUAGCCAUAUUUAAUUCAGAACUCCUUGAAAUAGUAUUUCAGUUGUGUACAAUUUUAGCCAUGUAGGAAUCAGUAUUUAGGCUGCUUUGCAAUAAAAUUGGAACAAUGCUCCUAUUAGCUUCACCAUAUCUGUCGGUCUGACUGCAAUAGUAGACGAUUUACAUGGACAUACAUGUGUUUCUGCAGACUGAAAUCAGUGUUAAACCAUGUUGAAGAAUGCUGAUGAUGAUAUGUUAGCACGUUGUGGUUUUGGUUAAAACUGAACAGCAGCAAUGGAACUUUAGAUUAAGACCUACACAUGUUUCUGCACGCAUAUUGAAUGUACCCCACUAAAUAUUUAUUGGAGCAAAAAUAUUUUCAAACAGAAGUUGAAUAUAAAAAAUGAAACAUACACUUCAUGUUUUCUCAAGUCUUGUGGUUUUUACAUUAUUAAACAAAAGAGACAUUCAAGCAUGUCUCAUACUAAUUUGUUAACUAUAAACUGAUUUAAUUAAGCCCUGCUAACAGCAUGUUGUGAUCAUAUGCUCUUAACCUUGGGAAUAAAGGCUUUGAAAUGACAUCAUCAUUAUAUUUAAUUAUAGUACACACCUUUUCAGCUAAUACAAAUUAUUCAGUUUGUGUAUAAUUUUUAUACAUAUGUUAUCCUUUAAUUGUUAUGACUUGUUGAAUUUAUUGAAAAUUUAUAAAAACAUGUAGGAUUUGAGGUUUUCACAGCAGUGAAUCUGAAGAUUGCUGUCUUCUGGGCUGUUGUGCCAUGUAGUCUGGUAG
Molecule: messenger RNA, 3989 nt
Organism: Zootermopsis nevadensis
Lineage: Eukaryota; Metazoa; Arthropoda; Insecta; Blattodea; Termopsidae
Gene: sff
Product: BRSK family serine/threonine-protein kinase sugar-free frosting
Biological process (GO): intracellular signal transduction; protein phosphorylation
Cellular component (GO): cytoplasm
Molecular function (GO): ATP binding; protein serine/threonine kinase activity
Source: RefSeq, a predicted model, not a curated record